Messenger RNA from Emiliania huxleyi CCMP1516, 1398 nucleotides. RefSeq lists its product as hypothetical. Gene Ontology annotation, molecular function: microtubule binding; ATP hydrolysis activity; ATP binding. Lineage: Eukaryota; Haptophyta; Isochrysidales; Noelaerhabdaceae. Gene Ontology annotation, cellular component: kinesin complex; microtubule. The transcript has a single exon. The coding region runs from base 1 to 1398 and encodes 465 amino acids. Gene Ontology annotation, biological process: microtubule-based movement. The record is from RefSeq and is a predicted model, not a curated record.
AUGGCGACGGCCUGCAGGAAGCCGAAGUUGCACAAGCCCGAUAUCUACGUACGCAUUCGGCCGCUCGCCGCCGAGGGCGGCCACGCAGAGGACGGGACAGUGCUGCAGAAGCAUCUCGAGGCGUGGGACGAAGCCAGUGUGACAGUCGGGACGCAGCACCUGUUCAGCAAGGGCGAGGCCAGGUAUGCCUACCCGAGACGGGUUUUUGGCACCGAGGCCACGCAGCGGGAGGUGACCGACGAAAUCGUGCCGGGGUUGGUCGAGUCCUUCACCGCCGAGAGCACCUCCGUGCUGUUUUUUGCAUACGGUCAGACGGGCACCGGCAAGACGCGCACCAUGCUGGGAACCGAGGCGAGCCUGCGCUCCGCCGAGCCGCACGAAGAGUGGGGCGUCUUUCCGCGCGUCUGCACCGCCGCCUUUGACAAGCUCGCCGCACUGCGGGCGCGCGGCGUCAAGUGCCGGCUGUCUGGCUCGGCCAUCGAGUUCUACCUGGGCGAGUGCUUCGACCUGCUCUCGUCGAGCCGCGCAGGCAACUCGCCGGUGCAGAUCGAGGCGCAGAGCCACAUGCCGGCGGGCGAGUCCUGCGUCCCGCUCGAGCGGCCGGCGGACCUGGCACCGUUCUUCGAAAAGGUGAUCGCCAACCGCACCGCACGCAGCACCAACUUCAACCACGCCUCGGCUGAGCACUCGGGCUCGUCGCGCUCGCACGCGGCGCUCACCCUCACGCUCGCAACCCUCGACGAGGCCUCGCGCGACUACUGCCAGACCACCUUCACGCUCGUCGACCUUGCUGGAGCAGAGCGGCCCGAUAAGGUCAAGGCGGACGUCAAGGGCGGGCGAACGGACCUCGCGCCCGAGUUUCUGCCGAGCCUGCUACACGCUCGCGAUGCGGGCAAGCUGAGCCAGCAGGAGGUGGAGCAAGCGAUCCCAAUCGGCUUUCAGACUAAGAUGAUCAACUUUGAGCUCUUCUCUCUCUGCUCGGAGGUGCUCAAGGCGAGCGAGUGCCAUCGGAAGGGCAGGCCGUUCAAGCUCACACCCAUGUCCACGCCGACCAUCAAGUUCCUCUCUGCCAUCCUCGACGGCCGCGCGCGCCUCGCCAUGUGCGUCACGCUCUCGCCGGCCGGCCGCAACGCGUGGGAGACGUGGUUUUCGCUGCAGUACGGCGCCGACCUCGCCAAGCUGCACGCGCCGAGGAUCAGACAAAAGGCGGUGCACUUUGACAAGCUGCGCAAGGCGGUGGCGAAGGAGGCGGCUGAGCUGCAAGAUGCGGUGGACGGCAUGGCCGAGAGCCACCGCUACUACGCGCAGAAGAGGCACCGGGCUAGUCAUGCGGCGGAGCAGCUGCGCCGGCUGGAUGCGCUGCAGAGCGGCUCGUGUAGAGAGCCCGAGUCUCGUUAG